AUGCCAAGUUCACAACUUCCAUUUGAAAAUGUCACUAUUACCACCUCCACUUCCUCGAAAACAACAGCGAAAAUGGCUCGUACAGAAACAACAAUUUCUGAACCAACAGAAGUGAUAUUCGAAGGAAAUGUGAAAUUUGCUAUGGAAUGGCACCCCGCUCUACAAAACAAAUCAAGUGAUGAAUACAAGAAUAUCUCAAAUCAGUUCCUAAUGCUGAUGAAUUCAGUGUAUAAAAAUGGAGAAUUAAAGAGUGUUUACAUCAGAACAGAAAUCAUCAGUAUCACUCGUGGUAGUAUAGACAUUAAAUACAAUCAGAUAUUUAAGGAUCCAGAGGUCGAUCUAAGUAACGGAACAGUGAUAGAAGUAACCAACACCACCGUCAUCGACGUGUUCGAAAAAGGGAUCGAGGAACUGGAAAAACAUUCAUCCAAUCAUACCCAGGCUCUUGCACAAACAUUUAAUAUCACACACGCGAAGAUAGUACUCCGAGAAUUACCACAGCCAAAACGAUCAACCCCCUCUCCAACAAAACGAUCAUCCAUCCCUCAGUCAACAGCUAAAACGACGAAACCUAUAGAAGUAACAGAAACACCGGAAAACACCGAGAACUGGAUAAAAUCUAACAUGGGCGUGGUGAUUGGUGCAUCUGCGGGUGCGUUUGUUCUACUGAUAGUCGUGGUCCUAAUCAUUCGGAGAGUCAGAAAGCCUGGCAAAGAUGCCGUGCUAUGGGACGAUAGUAUCGGACCUACGUUUACUAAACUUGAUCAGUCCGAGGAAUAUGCGCUUUCUGCUACCAAUCCUACCUACACUUACACGGGUGGAAAGCUUGAAAUAGACAAUUCUUAACAUCAGUAGUGUGUAGGACCCAUCACUCCCUUAAGACUUUACAUCAUAUGCAUGCACUUUAAAUGAAUUGUAUAUAGAAAAAUGUUUCGUGUGUGAUAUAC
Molecule: messenger RNA, 947 nt
Organism: Saccostrea echinata
Lineage: Eukaryota; Metazoa; Mollusca; Bivalvia; Ostreida; Ostreidae
Exons: 8
Coding region: 1-846 (281 amino acids)
Source: RefSeq, a predicted model, not a curated record